Echinostoma caproni is the source of this 543-nucleotide messenger RNA. The record is from the annotation of a GenBank genome assembly. NCBI's taxonomy places the organism in Eukaryota, Metazoa, Platyhelminthes, Trematoda, Plagiorchiida, Echinostomatidae.
AUGCACACACAGGAACGCUUACGCUUAAGGGUACUCUUGCCAAUAACAGACGCGACAACUGCUACAUCCGAAUCCCACAUCGUCGGGCGCUCAAAGAAUUAUCAAACGUACUGCAAUCCGGACAAACAUACAGAUCGAUUGGUCUACCGACGAGGGCGAGCCAGAAUCCGGGCAACCAUAAGGCCGAGGCCUCUACCAUUGAAUAUCGGUGACGUGAAAGAAUGGUAUCCGCAUCCAGCUACUGCAGAUAAGCUGGGUCAAAGGAACGCUUGGCAGUCGAAGCACGACGAGAACACGGAGCUCGAGGUGCAAGAACCUGGACACAUAUUGGCUCGAUCCACAAGUCCUGCGACCCGAGCUGAUCUGACCUUGCGGUACGUUGACGCGCGGUUGAAAUUUUUGAAGUGCUCUGAUUUACUUAUUGUGUCGAUCGUAAAAGUAAAGUGCAAUUGCCGUAAACUGACACUUUGCUGUGUUUUGCACUUUAUUCCUCCGAGGUUUUCGAUCGUAGUUAUUUACAGUGCUCUGUCAAAGAGCACUUAA